Phyllostomus discolor (pale spear-nosed bat) is the source of this 1403-nucleotide messenger RNA. It is a transcript of the gene UBAC2, whose product is annotated as UBA domain containing 2. The transcript is spliced from 9 exons. The record is from RefSeq and is a predicted model, not a curated record. NCBI's taxonomy places the organism in Eukaryota, Metazoa, Chordata, Mammalia, Chiroptera, Phyllostomidae. Gene Ontology annotation, molecular function: serine-type endopeptidase activity; protein binding. Bases 125 to 1159 code for a protein of 344 amino acids.
UGAAGAGGAAUCCAGUGCUACAUUCACCGCCCCGCCGGAAGUGCGCCUGCGCGGUCUCUGGUUCCUCCAUCUGUGCUUCCCCUCCCCCUAGUCGCCCCGCGGGGGCUCCGGGCCAGGCGGAACCAUGUUCUGCAGCACCGGCUCCAGUGGGCUUUACAAGGCACCUCUGUCUAAGAGCCUUUUACUGGUCCCCAGUUCCCUGUCUCUCUUGCUGGCCCUUCUGCCGCACUGUCAGAGGUUCUUUCUGUAUGACCUCCAAGCAGUCAAGGAUGACUUCCAGAUUUGGAGGCUGGUAUGUGGAAGAAUAAUUUGCCUUGAUUUGAAAGAUACUUUCUGCAGUAGUCUGCUUAUUUAUAAUUUUAGGAUAUUUGAAAGAAGAUAUGGAAGCAGAAAAUUCGCAUCCUUUUUGCUGGGUUCCUGGGUUUUGUCAGCCUUGCUCGACUUCAUCCUUGUUGAAACUGCAUGGUAUUGCUUUGGUAUCUCUGCAUCCCGGAAUUUGCCUUCUGGAUUCCUGGCACCUGUGUUUGCUCUGUUUGUACCAUUUUACUGCUCCAUACCGAGAGUCCAAGUGGCACAUAUUCUGGGCCCGUUGUCCAUCUCAAACAAGACAUUGAUUUAUAUAUUGGGACUACAGCUUUUCACCUCUGGUUCCUACAUCUGGAUUGUAGCCAUAAGUGGAUUUAUUUCCGGUAUCUGCUACAACAGCAAAAUAUUACAAGUUCACCAGGUGCUGUACAUCCCUAGCUGGAUGGCAAGGUUCUUUUCGUGGACGCUUGAACCUAUCUUCUCAUCUUCAGAACCCACCACCGAAGCCAGAAUUGGGAUGGGGGCCACAGUGGAUAUCCAGAGACAGCAGAGAAUGGAAGUGCUUGAUCGGCAGCUGAUGCUGUCUCAGUUUACACAGGCAAGGCGACAAAGGCAGCAACAGGGAGGAAUAAUCAAUUGGAAUCGUCUUUUCCCUCCUUUGAGGCAGCGACAAAAUGUAAACUAUCGGGAUGGUCAGCAGUCUGAACAACAAGCAUCCCCUCCUCUAGAGGUUUCUGAGGAACAGGUUGCCCGGCUCAUGGAGAUGGGAUUUUCCAGAGGUGAUGCUUUGGAAGCCCUGAGAGCUUCAAAUAAUGACCUUAAUGUGGCUACCAACUUCCUGCUACAGCACUGACAGUCCCUGGGGACAACACUGGGAUCUGCCAAGCCACUGACUCAGGCGUGUCCUGUCCCUGCCACUGCAUUGGGCCAAGAACCCUGCACUCUCUGGCUGAUGUUCUCAAUGUUCUUUUGGGAAAAUAGUGGAUCCCACUGUUCCCUCCUUUAAUUCCAAGAUUGUUACUGUUAGAGCAUCGAAAAUAAGGUUUGAGACUCUAAAAUGUUUGCCAUUAAAUUAGCAUGUGUUUUCUACCUUUUUU